AGCUCGGAGCUGCUCUGUCAUCCUGAACUUCAAGAAAUGGAUCCCAUUAAAAAAGUCGACCUCCUGCUGUUCACCGAGUUUGUGGGAAAAGCAAAGGACAAACUGCUUGAAAAUGUGAAGAACGACGUCAAAGUGUCCCUGGAGAAGAUCCUGCAGAAUGAGAGGGGCAAAGAAACUGGAAAGAUGAGCUGUAUCUGGACACCAUUCAGUGCAUUGAUGCAAUGCUCAAGGGGGGACGACAAAUAAGCCAGAAACUGUCUGGCCGCGUGCAGGAUGUCUGUUUCCAAGAGCUGCUGAUUUUUCUGACAAAGUACACCAAUGAGCAGACUGAGAUUCUGGACAAGAAAGCAAAAGUGGAAAAACCAGAUAUGAGAGAUUUCUACAAGACUUUGAAGAACUGCAAAGAAAUCAAGCAGUACAUCCAGACAAAGGACAUCCAAACACCCCUUUCUAAUGAAACCGUGGCUUUACUUGACAACAUGGAGACUUUUACUUUGAAAGUCCUGAAGGAAAUCACAGCUGGCAUGGCAGAGAGGUACCUUCAGAAAUACUUCAAAUCUGAGAACAAGGAGUUUCUCCUCUUGAUCCUGGAGGUGAAGCAUCUUUUCUCAGAGCUGCAGGACUUCCAGGGCGUCCAAGAGAGAGUGGUGCACGAGGCCUACAAGCUCAUCACCUACCUUUACCUCAAGCAUUUUAUCCAGAGAAGUGAGUGUAAACUGUUGAGGUGCUGGAGUCCUGAUGUCGGCAGCACAGUCGUUCAAGAUGCUAACAUGCUCCAGCAAACCUUUUCAGAGCUGGCUCCCAGUGUCAAACAGUGGCACCUCAUGCUGCUCAAAGUCAAAGAGCUGUCCGAGUGUAAGUGCGUCGAUGCAAAGAAGAUCACAGUGGCUAGCAUGCAUCAGGCAUAUCACACAUGGAGCGAGUUCAUGGAGAUCCUGCCCGCCCUGCUGCGAUGGGUAGGUCUUUCUAAACGGGAGAUUAUGGAGCUGGAGGACAUCCUUAAAGACCACACCGGCUAUCAACCCAGAGCCAGAUCUGUUUCUUGGUUCCUCUGUUUUUACUGUUGAAGGCUGCAUGGCUCUACAAGAGGAUCGACCGCAACAAGCAAAGACGACAGAGCUGAGUGUUCAAACACGUUCAUGGACACUCCGUAUAGUUGUCACUUCUCGAGGUUUUAAAACCUACUACACAUAAGGGAAAGACACUACGUCUUUUGCAAUCUUGUUUCCCAAAAGUUUGCGUUUUUGCAAACCGAGAAAAUCUACACUGUAUGUCAAUGCAGAAAUAAUGCUCAUAUAGCUAUCAUGCACUGUCACUGAAGCUUAAGAGUUACGCUGGAUAGGUUUACAUGUUUAACUUUCCACAGAGUUAGCCAAUUGUACGAAAGAAAGAUGAGAGUUUUUGUACGAUAGGCAAUUAUGAUGAUGCAAUUAUGGCUGAUGUUGAGGCCGAAUGAGGAAGGACAAGAAGGGAAGAAUUGACCAACAAACAAAAAAAGAAAGAAAUGUAGGGACAGAGGUCAAUUACAAAAAGAAAUCUAAUUUCUGUUUGUUUACAGAAUGGUUGCUACACAAUAUUUAACAUCAUUGUAAAAAGAAAAUGCAUCAGUUUGCCAGAUUGAAAUCACAUGAAGGAGGUGCUCAUGGGUAAAAACACUACCAGGUGUGUCCAAAAGAACAAGGAAAUGGAAAAGUCAAAUGUGGUUUUUGUGCAAAACACUAAGCGUCACACACUUUAUGAAAGGGUGGGCGUUUUGUUAAGCUCUGACAAUUAAACUAAAAGAACAAAUAAGUUAAAGGCAGUCAAGAGAGGAUUUUUGUUGUGAAGUUACAAAAAUGACAUCCAGAUGUUCUGUUUCAAAGCACAACUGCACGUUUAGUCUAUGUCCUUUUAUUUCCAUUAACGUCAAAGAAAUGAAACUGCACUAAAAGAGAUGCUGUCUCUCCGUUCAUAUGUUCAUAAUUUAAUUGAAUUAUCAUUUUGUAUUAUUAUUAUUUAUUUAUAUAAACAUAUUUAUAUGUAACGACAUCGCCCUAGUAUCAAUCAAACAGUUUUACACUUUAUUGUUAAAAAUAUGUUCUGUUUUGGUACUUAAACCAUUCUGAUUUAUAUCAACUAUCACAUUUAUUGUCAAACUUUUGUUUGAAACUCAAACUAAAUGUUUUGAGAAUGCAUUCCAUUUGACUCUUUUUGUGUGAGGUACAAUUUAUUUAUUAUUAUUCAAUUCCCUCUUUCUUCCUCGUAUCUGAUUUUUGGCUUGAAUUGUUGAAUUGUUGCAAUACAAUGUUAGGUACUGUAUUCUCGUGGUGACGUUUUGUUAGAAACUUAUAGUGUGGGUUACAGGGACAAACAAACUAUAUUUAAUAAAUACAAAUCAAAUCAAAUUAUUCAAUGACAAGAUGAUUUGUGUGAUGGUACCCGGUGCUUUUUGUGGGUUUUUUACUGUAAAAAUA
Molecule: messenger RNA, 2453 nt
Organism: Eleginops maclovinus (Patagonian blennie)
Lineage: Eukaryota; Metazoa; Chordata; Actinopteri; Perciformes; Eleginopidae
Exons: 9
Coding region: 222-1067 (281 amino acids)
Source: RefSeq, a predicted model, not a curated record